Messenger RNA from Planococcus citri (citrus mealybug), 2167 nucleotides. RefSeq lists its product as uncharacterized. Gene Ontology annotation, molecular function: protein binding. The transcript has 10 exons. The record is from RefSeq and is a predicted model, not a curated record. Bases 78 to 1634 code for a protein of 518 amino acids. Lineage: Eukaryota; Metazoa; Arthropoda; Insecta; Hemiptera; Pseudococcidae.
GGAAUACGUAUGUAUUUGAAAAUAUAGAAGUGCGUUUCUAAUUUUAUUUUUUGAAGUGAAAUAAAAAGUUUAUUGACAUGAAGUUGGUUGUUAGCGUUGUUCAUUUAUUACUAAUAAACGUCUGUAGCUCUACUAAUGAAGAACAAGACAUCGAUGACAUAAUGAACCAAGAUCCUCUAACCGCCACACAUUGUAAAAGCAACCAAUUUGAUUGCGGUCGUGAAUGUAUUGAUUCAGCAUUAGUAUGCGAUGGAAAAGAAGAUUGCCCCGGAGGUGCCGAUGAAUACAACGAACACUGCGUAAUUGAUCACAAAAAUGCGUCUUGUCCGUACCCUAAUUUACCACAACAACGACAUGAGGUUUGGUUAAAUUACUCAGGGUCAGGGAAGCCGAAUGAAAGAGUACCGGAGUUCGUUCGAGGAGUAAUCAGAUGCAAACCUGGUUACAUCGGUGAUCCUGAGAAUGAAAUUGUUACAACUUGUAUCCAACGUAAUUGGGAACCACCGGCAAUGUCGUGCAGAAAAACAUGUCCUGAAAUCAACAACCCCGAACUACAACAACAGUGUUUUCAAGGAAAUAAGGUUGACUGCAACGGAGUAAUUUGGGAAAGCACUCUAGUACGAUUCAGUUGUCAGAAAUCCAAUCACGAACCAACUUUCGCAGAAGCUUACUGUCUUCCGAGUGGAAAAUGGAACUUGAAUCCUAGUCUAAUCGAGUGUCGUCCAGUAUGCGGCCAUGUAACUCGGGAAAUCGUCGAAGCCUUGAAACGCAAAGAUUUUCCAUGGAGAGCACUGAUUCGAGAGCAAAUCGAUCCGAACCAAUCUCCGCGUCAUUUUUCUGGAACGUUACUCGAUAGAAAAAUCGUACUAACUGACGGUAAUCUGUUUACUCGAACGAAGAAUCCGCGUCAUUUUGAAAUCUUCGUCAACGACAACAUCGAAUCCUGGGGAUCGUUGAAAUCAUACAAAGUUAAGAACAUACAUUACUUACCAAGACAUUUUCAGAAGUCGUUAUCGCCAGAAAGCUUGGGUAGUCUGGCUAUUUUGGAAACUGAUGAAGAAAUUGAAUAUUGUUUGACUGUUCUACCGGUUUGUGUGAGUCCAUAUUCUUAUCCAGCAUCAUCGGAAUGGUUUCUGGACAUAGGAAUGAUGGUUAUUUUGGGCGACUCAGAAGACGUUAUAAGUCGCGAUGAAAUUUCUGUCAUGAAAUUGAACUCACUGGAGGUAACUUGUGAGAAAAAUCGAGAAAAAUGCAACCAAUAUUACGCACAGUUUAAUGAAACUAAUCUAGGUAACAGACAGCUAAACGACAUUAAUCAAGGUACUGGUUUGAUCAAGACGGACAAAGAAUUAGGAAUAUAUAUCUUGGAAGGCGUUUACAGCCAUCAGCAUCCAGAAUCCAGUGACUUACUGAUAUUUACAUUUGUUUCGCAUUACGUCGAAUGGAUAGACGAAAUUCGAGAGAUGAUAAAAUACAACAACAAUGUAAUCUUGGACGAAACAACCCCUUCGGUAAAACAAAUCAAAGACACGACACCGUCAUCACCUAAAACCUCUCACAGUCAUAGCUUGUUGACAGUAUUCGUUUUACUAUCUUUUGUAAUACUGAUCGGUGCACUUUUUCGAAUUAGAUGACCACGUGUCGAUAAAAAUCUCUGUUAAAAGAUAGCUUUAAAAUAGGUACAAACACAGAUAGGUUUGAGUAUUUAAAAUUCAGCUCAUGAUUUCACUGCCUUCGUCGUCAUCGUCUUCCUCUUCAUCUAUACUUGUCGGUGAUCGCGUUGGACCUGUCGGUUUGGAUGUCGUCGACGAGUCUAUAACCCACGAUUGUUUCUCUCCGGAGCCAAAAAUCAAGUAGAAAAGGGCUCCGAGGAGGUAGAAGCCGCUUGAUACUAAAAAUAUAGUGUUCCAUUCUUCGAGAGUCUGGGCAGAAAAAAUAAUUAUCGAAUAUUUUUUUUUAAAAUUAAUUGCCAUCACCCAAUCACUUGUGAAUCAAAUUUAAUAUCAGAUUUUUAAAGCUCACUUUUUGUACAACAACGUAUCCAGUCAGCUGUGUACUGAAGACACCUGAAAAUGUAGCCAUCAUAUUACUAAUUCCCAUAAGAACUCCGGCGUGUGGAGGUGCAAUAUCUAAAUGAUUCACGCUGAAAAUACAUACGUUAUUUCAA